Messenger RNA from Acanthamoeba castellanii str. Neff, 384 nucleotides. RefSeq lists its product as uncharacterized. Bases 1 to 384 code for a protein of 127 amino acids. The transcript is spliced from 4 exons. NCBI's taxonomy places the organism in Eukaryota, Discosea, Longamoebia, Acanthamoebidae. The record is from RefSeq and is a predicted model, not a curated record.
AUGGGGCUUCACGUGCACAAGCCGAGCCUCCUUGGCUUGCUCUUGCUGGUCCUCCAAGGCAUUCUCUUAAUAUUGGGAAUCAUCAACUUCGUCUUUGGCGCCGUCUAUGGCAUUAUCCUGGGAGUGCUCACCAUCCUUCUGGUCGUGUGCGGAAUCGUGGGCGUGUUCACUCGCCACCGCCUCCUUCUCCUCGCGUUUGGAGUGUUCGCGCUUGUCCUGCUCGGUUUGGCCACGCUGAACCUGAUUCUGUGCAUCAUCGACGACUGCAGCGGUGGCGCAAUCGCCAACAGUUCCGUCUUCAUCGGCUUCUACCUGGCCACGGUAGCGUGCACCCUGUUCGUGUACAACGAGGCCUCGGGCACCGGUGACUACUCCCAAGUGUAA